This is a messenger RNA of Aspergillus calidoustus, 1122 nucleotides long. NCBI's taxonomy places the organism in Eukaryota, Fungi, Ascomycota, Eurotiomycetes, Eurotiales, Aspergillaceae. The record is from the annotation of a GenBank genome assembly.
AUGUCAACUCCCGGGCAUCACAACGACUCUUCCGGUGACGAACAUGAUAGCGAACUCGACGACCUCGAUGCUACCCUUCAACUCAUGCACUGCCUGCAAUCCGAGGGAACUGUUGCCGGCGUUGCGUUUCACAGUAGCCGCUCAGGAGAUACUAGCCCAGAGUUCAUGUCUCCUUUGGCGAUACCAGCUUCGUUCGUGAGUGACCAGCAUGGGAUCGUCGAUGUGGCUUUUGGAGCAGCUGCUAGCACAGCAGCAGCCUUUAAUUUCCAGACCGAAAUCGAAGCUAGUAGAGCCGCAAUUUUCAAUAUCCAGACCCAGCUCGAGUCCUUAGGUGGGGAAGGUGAAAGACGCCGUCCUCGGCUACCACCCGUCAGACCUCCCCGCCCACCGGCUGAAAUUCCGACCUGGGAGGAAAUAUUUGGAGGGCGCCACGAAGUAAUCGAACGAGAGCGGCGGGCUGCAGAGAUCGCCUCGCCCCGUCACUUGGACACAGAACCAGAUCCAACUACCUGGCCCACCAAUUGGGAUACGCACCAUGACUAUUUCCUCUGGUCUUGUCGCGGUUCCGUGGAAGUUAUUACCGACCAUCUCCAGGCGGUCUUUGCUUUUGACCCUCCGGUCGAAGAAACUUUCGUUGCCGCAAGAUUGGGCGGGAUCAAUGCAUACAAGCAGCUGACAUUUCUUCGCAAGUACCUUCCUGGCGAGACUCACUCCAUGCAACUCGCAGAGGCCCGUUGCGUGCUUUAUGAAGCCAACAUAUCCAACCCUGAUGUCCGUUGGGGGACCCAGAAACUUGAUGUCAAGCAAUCGAAUCCUGGAGAUUUUGAAUAUAUUGACCCUGCUCUGCCUUGUUGGGCGCCGCCUAACUGGAACCGUGCUGACGACGCAUUCGCAGCCAUGUACAUAGGCGACCACCCAAGUGUGUUUCAACGCGAAUACGGCUGGGUGUUUUCGGAUACCCCAGGCCUUGAGUUCAUCCGCAUCAGAAUGGCUCAAAUCCCGCACUUGAACCUCAGCUGGGGGGAGCUGAAUGCCGCGAAGCUUCAUCGACAGGUGCUCGUUAACAGCUUUCCUGGAAGCUACCCCGAUGAUGUCCCUGCACCGCUUCCUGCUUUUAUCUAA